This is a messenger RNA of Cotesia congregata, 1722 nucleotides long. The record is from the annotation of a GenBank genome assembly. NCBI's taxonomy places the organism in Eukaryota, Metazoa, Arthropoda, Insecta, Hymenoptera, Braconidae.
AUGAAAUCAACAGAUGAUAUUACGAAAGAUUUAAAAAAGUCAACAAUUAAUAAAUCUACGAAAAACUUAGAAGUAAUGAUGCAACUAAUGAAGCAGAACACCAACCCUUUUGCACCAGAACUAUCAGAAGAUCAUCUUUACAAUAUUUCGAAAGGUCAGUCAGUGAACGAUGAAAUAUAUAAAUUUUUAUCAUCAGUUGAAAUCGAGGGUGAAAAACAAAAAAAUUUCAUUGCAGAGACUCGAGUAACACCAGAUAGGUUUGAUAAAGCCAUUACCAAAAAUAAAAUAAUUAAUUUUGAUUAUAAAAAUACGCAAAAAGUAAAAAUUAAUGGAAAAAUGAAAGAAGUUAAGAUGCAAAGAGAUGUUUUUGGUCGUCUACUCUAUGCGUCACUAACAAAUAAAAUUGACAUAGAAAAAGCAUCAAGUUAUUCUCUAGCUCCUAUUCCAUUUUCACUUUGUCAUACGAAUGGAACAAUUUGCAAGACCUUCAAAUCUGUGGUUAUUAAUGAACUAUUAGAAUAUCAAAAUGAAAUAGUAAAUCCUCCAGAGGCACACAUUCACUUAGUUGAUGGAUUUCAUUUAUUACAUACGUUGAAGAACCUUCCCAGCAAAUACGGUAAAAUCUCGAUGCAUACAUUAAAAAUGCUGACAUAUAAUAGAAAAGAAGUACAUAUUAUAUUUGACAACUACAAAAAACCCAGUAUUAAUGAUUUUGGACAUGAUGAUCUGAGAGGUGAAGAGGACACACAGUAUGACGUAAUACGUAAAGACAAUAAUCGUCCUGCUGAUUUCUGCAAAUUAUUGAGGAGCAACAACUUUAAAGAAAAAUUUGUAGAAUUUUUAAUUGAAGAUUGGACAAGGGACGAAUUUAUUACAUUGAUUACAGGAAAGACUAUUAAAUUCAAUUAUGAUCAAUGUUACUCUUACGAGGUGUCUAGUGAAAAUAAAAUAAAAAGAGUCAUUGACUAUAACCUCUCUUGUUAUCAUGAAGAAGCUUCAACCAAAAUUGUAUACCACAUUUGUCAAUUAAAUACUAACUAUCGUGUGGAGAUACAUUGUGCAGAUUCUGAUAUACCAAUAAUAAUGUUGGAAAAUUUUAAGCAUUUAAAAGAUAACAUUGAAAUAAUAAUUAAUUACAGCAUGAGAAAAAAGAGACCAUCUAGUAUUUUAAUGAAAAAUGAAAAUUUUCAAGAAGCUUUUAUUAAACUCCUACGGAUUGAAAAUUCAGCAUUAACAACAUCGAAUGAGGUUCAAUACUUUUUUUUAAUCAGGGAAAUUAUUGAAGAGUAUGUAUGCAGAGUAUAUUCAUUAAAAACAAAAAAUGACAUCAAUAGAGGACGGUAUGAGUUGUUUGAAAAAGGGUAUAAAUCCAAAAAUGAAAGUGAAGAAAUUUUAAAACGAAAAAUCGUAGGAUAUGAUCCUUCCAGUUUGCCACCAACAAAACAAGAAUUAUUGCAACAAAUUAAAAGAACUGUAUUCAUCUGUAAUGUAUGGUGUAAUGCACACAUGCGGUAUCCCAUGGAAAAAUUGCCAGAAAAUUUUGGAUGGACAAUAAUUGAUGGCAAAUAUGAAUAUUAUUGGUUUGAUGGUCCUCAAAGUCCAUCUUUUGAAGAAUUAUCGUCUGACAUGCAAGUUAGUAAUGACAAAAGUGGUCUUGUGGUAUUAACAAUUUCUGAGCGUAGGACCGGGAUAACGUACCACGCAACUUGUAGGACAAUGUGA